Molecule: messenger RNA, 1069 nt
Organism: Oncorhynchus mykiss (rainbow trout)
Lineage: Eukaryota; Metazoa; Chordata; Actinopteri; Salmoniformes; Salmonidae
Source: RefSeq, a predicted model, not a curated record
AGUUUGGAGGGAGGGGUCUGCGUGCUGCUGCUGAGUGCUGCUGUUGCGGGCAAGGUGGGUGUAAACAGGCAUUGAGAGGAUAGCUGGUGUAACCGUGGGAACCGAGGGCUGCACGGGGUGGACAGGGGAGGACACAUAGUAGGGCGCGCCACAAUCGGGGCAUGUACCUGCUGGGUUUUCCUUGAGUUCCAGUCUCACCUUAUAUCCACAUCGGAUGGUGAAUGAAACCGAUCCGCGUCCAGAACAGACACACUGACAGACAAAGAUGGAAAGUCAAGGCAGCCGCUGUAAGAUCGUGGUGGUCGGAGAUACGCAAUGUGGUAAAACUGCGCUCCUACAUGUUUUUGCGAAGGACUGCUAUCCGGAGAACUAUGUCCCCACCGUUUUUGAAAACUACACGGCCAGUUUUGAAAUCGAAAAACAGAGGAUUGAGUUGAACAUGUGGGACACGUCAGGUUCCUCGUAUUAUGACAACGUGCGGCCGUUGGCCUAUCCUGACUCAGACGCUGUGCUCAUCUGCUUUGACAUCAGUCGCCCAGAGACUCUGGACAGUGUUCUGAAGAAGUGGCAGGGGGAGACCCAGGAGUUCUGUCCCAAUGCCAAGGUGGUUCUGGUGGGUUGUAAGCUGGACAUGAGGACCGACGUGAGCACCCUGAGAGAGCUGUCCAAGCAACGCCUCAUCCCCGUCACACACGAACAGGGUAGUGGGUUGGCCCGUCAGAUAGGUGCGGUAGCCUACGUGGAGUGCACCUCCAAGGUGUCGGAGAACAGUGUACGGGACGUGUUCCACAUCACCACGCUGGCGUCUGUGCGGCGGCCACACAAGCCUCAGCUGAAACGCAGCAGCUCCCGCCGGGGCCUCAAACGGGUGUCCCAGCUGCCCCUGCCCCCCCUGCCCGGUCGGACUGAUACCCUGGAUCCUGCCCCUGUCAUGCAGAAGGACCGGGCCAAGAGCUGUGUGCUCAUGUAGAGACCCACCAAGACAAAUAUAUAUACUGUACUGUAUGUAUACAUACUGUACUGUAUGUAUCUCUCUCUCUCUCUCUCUCUCUCUCUCUCUCUCUCUCUC